This is a messenger RNA of Momordica charantia (bitter melon), 1922 nucleotides long. Its product is annotated as 4-coumarate--CoA ligase CCL1. Gene Ontology annotation, molecular function: CoA-ligase activity. Lineage: Eukaryota; Viridiplantae; Streptophyta; Magnoliopsida; Cucurbitales; Cucurbitaceae. The record is from RefSeq and is a predicted model, not a curated record.
AAAUAAUAAAAAAAAAAAGAAAAACCAAUAAUCCACCCGCUAUAAAAAAUUCCCCUCAGAUUUUCUCGGCAGCCAAACAAAUUAAACAGCCACCGAACCCAAAUAUGGAUUCCCAAAUUCCGACCGGCGACGACUUCAUUUUCCGAUCAAAACUCCCGGACAUUUACAUCCCCGACCACCUCCCUCUCCACACCUACUGCUUCGACCGCCUAUCCCAAUUCCAACACCGCCCAUGCCUCAUCAACGCUGCCACCGGCCACGUCCACACCUACGCCGCCGUCCACCUCACCGCCCGCCGCGUUGCCGCCGGCCUCGCCAACAUCGGCAUCAGCCAAGGCGACGUCAUCAUGAUCCUCCUCCAGAACAGCCCCGAGUUCGUUUUCGCCUUCCUCGGCGCUUCCUACGGCGGGGCCAUCAGCACCACCGCCAACCCGCUGUACAAGCCGGCGGAGAUCGCGAAGCAGGCCAGGGCCGCCAACGCUAAGGUUAUAAUUACUCAGUCCGCGUUCGUGGACAAGAUUAAGGGCUUCGCGGAGGAACGCGGCGUCAAAAUUUUGUGCACCGAUUCGCCGCCGGACGGUUGCCUGAGCUUCUCGGAGCUGACGGAGGCGGACGAAAACGACAUUCCGGCUGUGAAGAUCAACUCGAACGACGUGGUUGCGCUGCCGUACUCCUCCGGCACCACCGGAAUUCCUAAAGGCGUUAUGCUUACGCAUAAAUCUCUCGUCACCAGCGUCGCCCAGCAGGUGGACGGAGAGAAUCCGAAUCUAUAUUUCAAGAGUAAGGACGUGAUCCUGUGCAUUCUGCCGUUGUUCCACAUCUACUCUCUAAACUCCGUUCUGCUCUGCGGACUACGUGUCGGCGCAGCCAUUCUCAUCAUUCAGAAAUACGACAUGUCGUCCCUCCUCCACCUCAUCCAGGCCCACAAGGCCACCGUGGCCCCCUUCGUCCCUCCCAUCGUCUUGGACCUCGCCAAGAAUCCGGACAUCCACCGUUACGACUUGUCGUCCAUAAGAAUCGUCAUGUCGGGCGCCGCACCCCUCGGCAAGGACCUCGAGGACACGCUCAAGGCCAGACUCCCCAACGCCAACCUUGGACAGGGAUAUGGAAUGACGGAGGCAGGGCCAGUGCUAUCGAUGUCUUUAACAUUUGCGAAAGAACCUAUGGCGGUGAAAUCAGGUGCGUGUGGGACUGUGGUAAGAAAUGCGGAGAUGAAGAUUAUCCACCCUCAAACCGGUGCCUCUUUGCCACGUAAUCAACCUGGCGAGAUCUGCAUACGUGGCUCCCAGAUCAUGAAAGGCUACCUUAACAACAAAGAAGCCACGGAGGAGACGAUAGACAAAGAUGGGUGGCUCCACACAGGCGACUUAGGGUUCAUCGACGACGACGACGAGAUCUUCAUCGUCGAUCGGCUGAAGGAACUGAUCAAAUACAAAGGGUACCAAGUAGCCCCAGCUGAGCUUGAAGCUCUCUUGACUUCAAACCCUAACAUUGCUGCUGCUGCUGUUAUACCUAUGAAAGAUGAAGCUGCGGGAGAGAUCCCUGUUGCAUUUGUUGUUAGAUCUGGAGGUUCCAAGAUUAGUGAGGAUGAAAUCAAAGAGUAUGUUUCAGAGCAGGUGAUAUUUUACAAAAAGAUCAGAAAGGUAUUCUUGGUGGACUCAAUUCCAAUUGCUCCUUCAGGCAAGAUUUUGAGGAAAGUUUUAAGGGAUCAGUUGCAGGCUGGUGCCUUCUGAAAUUAAAUUAUUGCCUCCACAUAACUUUUUUAAUCUCUCUCUAAAACAAUGUUAUGAGGAGAGAGAGAGAUAAAGCAUUGAAGAAACAGGGGAUUUCUCUUAAAUUUGUUGUUGUUAGUAAAUAUUUGAAACUCUGAACUUUAAAAACGAAUAUAAAUUAAUAUUGUUAUGAGUUAUGUUCAUGAUUUG